Phytomonas sp. Hart1 is the source of this 2163-nucleotide messenger RNA. NCBI's taxonomy places the organism in Eukaryota, Euglenozoa, Kinetoplastea, Trypanosomatida, Trypanosomatidae. The record is from the annotation of a GenBank genome assembly.
AUGUCCACCAAAGAAAACUUUGCGCGGCACAUCAUUCUCAAUGGGUUGCCGAACAACAUCACGCCUGAUAAGCGUGAGAAGUUCCAGAACGCCUUCUCCAAGAAGAUCACCGAUGUUCUUGGGCACUCUCGGUUUAACCUACACGUCGUCAUGGACGCCGAGGCGGGACUGGCGAAGGGUGCCUUCCUGAGCUUCGCGACCGAAACCGACGCGGAGACGGCGCUGGCCAAGCUGAACAUGUACCACUUCACCAAAACCUCCAUCAUCACAACCUACCGUUGGUCUGCCCUAGAAAACGCGAAGAUGGGGGAGGAGGAGUACGUCCCCCCGCCCGCGAUGGAGGAAGAGGGCGCCGAGGAGGACUUCCUGCACAACAUGGCCAUGGAUGAGCAGGGCCGGCCGCAGUUUAUCGUGAAAGGCGGACUGGCGAUGGAUUGCGAGUGGUAUUGGUUCGAUUGGGAGAGAAAGGAGCCGGUGCUCUACCGCCGCCCGAACGUCCGCAAGGAGGACCCUCUUGGGAAGUGGUCGGAGAUGGACCGCCGCGAUAAAUCCCUACGCGCAGGCCUCGUCAGCAGUGUUCUGCCGGUGGCUCGACCUCUGCCGGUGUGGUCGACUUACGGUACGAUGAUGAUUUCUCAACAGAUGAAGGGCCUUCGAAUUUGGGGAGGGCGCAGCAUGCACCUUCUCUUCGAGGUCAUGGAGGGGGUGGAGGCGUUUAUGGUCUCGAGCAGCGAGCGGUACAUCGUGACCAAAACAGACAAAGAAGUCAGCGUGUGGAACAUGCGCACGGCGAAGAAGAUUCGUACGUUGGGCAAUCUCGACUUGCACUCGGACGACCUCUGGCCCAUUGUGCGUUUUAGCGCCGACGACACCCUCGUUGCGGUGUGCAAGGUAGGCUACAACCCAAACGAAAUGGUGCCCCCCACCGCCGGCCGACUAUCGCUUUAUAUCGCCCGAAAUAUGCGCCUCAUACAGGGCAGUACGAGUCAGGAACGUCUCCAAUACACCUUUUCUAUACCUGGGCUUUACAAGGCAGAGUGGAACCCCAACGUGAAGACCCAAAUCGCCUAUGUCGUGGCGCUCGGACCGAAAGAGGGCUGGAAAUUGGUGAUUGCAAAUAUGCACGUUGAUGAGGAGAACAACAUCGCCACCGAGGAGCAGCUGAUCCAGCGCCAUUUUCUGCAGGCGACUUCUCUGGAUAUGCUCUGGAACCCAGCCGGCGUCCAUCUCUCGAUCAAGGCCACAUUGAAGAAUACCACGGAGUAUUUCCUUUUCCAUAUCGGCUCGCGCUCCGUUGCGGCAAUGCAGCUGCUGAUCAAACCCGGCUUCAGCGCAGGGCGUUUUGCGUGGCAACAGAAAGGGGACUAUUUCGCGACUAUCCUCAAUAAAGUGCAGGACACGAAUGCCUCGGGGGGGGCACAGCUGCUAUCCGAUCACGGCCUCCUGCAGAUCCACACAAUAAAGAACAACAAGCUGAAGCUCCUGUUGGAUUUGAGCACGUCCAUGACGCACCUCUUUUGGUCCCCGAAGGGGAGCUCCCUCGUCGCGGUGAACUUCGACAAGUCCAUUCUGCACUUCCUCUCCAUCACCGACGAGGGCGGGGUGGAGGAGCACAACAAACUGAGUGGAGUGAGCGCCACGGACUGCCAGUGGGACCCCACCGGGCGCUUCUUCGCGACAUGGGUGUCCUCCCUGCGGAACACCACAAUGGCCCCGCAGUACCGCAUCUUUAACUACAACGGCACGGAGCUCUUCCGCAAGGACUCCAAGCCCUUUUCCCACUUCUCCUGGCGCCCCCUGCCCCCAUCCCUUCUUGCCGAGGCCGAGGUGCGGACGGUGAAGGGGUCUUUACGGAAACUCCUGGCGGACUACGAGGCGACGGCGAAAGAGAAGCUCGCGGCUGAGGAGCAAAAGGUCGCUCGAAAAAAGAAGGAUGUCGAGGACACCUACACCAAAAGGAUGAACGACCUUGCUCGGAAGAUGCGAGACCAGCGGCUCAAUCAAAAGAAAAUCGAGCUUCAGGAUAGCUCGCGGUGGACUCGCUAUUGGCCUUCGCGCAUUAGAGCCCUUUCGGAAGAGCAACGUAUCAUCCACGAGGAUCUAACUGAGGAGCGUAUCAUAUCGAGAAGGCAGAUAGGAACAGCCGUUGGGUCUCUCGCGUAG